CCAGCACCAAAACAACCGGAACCGAAAUAGAAUCUGGUGCGAGUUGAAUAAUAUUCUGAGUGGUGCUUUUGCGUGGAAUUACUGCCCCAAUCCUGUUCCUUUAGGACAUUUUAUGUGGUAUGUGCGAACGGACGCGAGUUGCCUAGAAAACCGAAAACUUGUCCGGUUACCUCGGCAACCUCCGCAGCGAGUGCGUGCAUCGUCGUAGUGCACCUCGGGUGAAAUGACAAAUUUGUCGCUCAAAAUACUGUCCCUCCGGAGUAACGUGGUUACGGCGGCAUCGUUUAUCCGCAGCAUCCAUCAUGAAUCCGCUCUUCAUCGCUCCUCCGGCGGACCACCGAAACUAUCGCCGUACGAUGUCAAUAACAUACUACGCGCCAACGAGCAUACGCAAGAGUUCUUCGGAGGUUCCGUGAAGUGCUACGAUUCUAACCAGCUUGCCUCAAACUCUCCGAUCGAGGACUCGCGCAGUGAAGCGACCUGUGCUCAUACGGCCGGUCUGCUGCUCGGUAUCUUCGAUGGACACGGAGGUCCAGCCUGUUCGCAGGUGAUAAGCAAACGCCUGAUGCGUUACAUCGCCGCAUCGCUAGUGCCGCCGGAUGAUUUGCGGCAGCAUCUGCUCAAUGGUGCUCAAAGCUUUUCUUUCCUCAACUGCCACAACGAUAAGCUCGAAUUUGUUAGUGAAAUCAAAGAAUUAUACGAGAAAAGCUUCCUCCAAUUCGCAAACGAACUCACAAACACCACACUAGCUGGCUUCCAGAUGCAUCAAACGCUAGAGAACGCUUUCGUGCGGCUCGAUCAGGAUCUAUCACGGGAAGCGAUCGAAAUGCCCAGCCUACGUACGAUGUCGGUAGCGAUGAGCGGUGCUGUGGCCCUCGUCGCGCACAUCGAUGGUCCCCACCUGCACGUCGCAUCGGUCGGUGAUUGUUCGGCCGUCCUAGGCACGGUUACCGAUACCGGCCAGUGGGUCGCGAAGAAGCUCACCAACGAGCACAACUCGGACAAUGUCGGUGAGGUGCGACGUUUGCUGAGCGAACACCCGGCCACCGAACGGGAUACGGUCAUUCGCGGUGAGCGAUUGCUCGGUCAGCUUGCUCCGUUGCGCGCUAUGGGUGACUUCCGGUACAAGUGGUCCCGGGAGCAGCUCGAGCAGCUGGUCGUGCCACAGUUUGGGGAACAGGUGAUCGCCCCUUACUACCUCACGCCACCAUACUUGAGCGCCUGCCCCGAGAUUACGCACCAUAUUCUAACACCACGCGACAAAUUUCUUAUCAUAGCAAGUGAUGGACUGUGGGAUACGAUGAGUGCCAUGCAGACGGUACACCUUGUCGGAGAGCACAUGUACGGCAAGGCGUUCCUGCAGCCACUAACCCUACCAAAGCACGACAUUACGCUCGGCGAAAUUAGUCAGAUGCUGAGCACGCGGAAAGCCGGUUUACAGAAGAAACCGUUGGAUCGGAACGCCGCGACCCACCUGAUACGGAAUGCACUCGGUGGUACGGAGUACGGUAUCGAGCACUCGAAACUAUCGCACAUGCUGUCGCUUCCCCAGGACAUCGUGCGACUCUUUCGCGACGAUAUUACAAUUACGGUCGUGUAUUUUGAUUCGGAGUACCUGCGAAAUUGUCCCACCUAAAUUACCGCCAACAGCAGCAGCGUGUAGUGUUCAUCAUUUUAUCAGUGGUUUGCAUUUUUUUACACUUCACCCCUUGCCCUGUGGUCAAUCGGAAGCGAGCGUACAUUCGAAUUUCUUGUUAUAUUUUACAAUGUUUGUUUGUUCUUUUAAAUUUAAGUCCAUAAGUGUCUUUGCGAUCGAACAAAUAUGUAGAUAUUAUUUAAAGAGCAUAACACACUUACGCCUCGCCG
This is a messenger RNA of Anopheles darlingi, 1866 nucleotides long. It is a transcript of the gene Pdp, whose product is annotated as pyruvate dehydrogenase [acetyl-transferring]-phosphatase 1, mitochondrial. Gene Ontology annotation, molecular function: cation binding; protein serine/threonine phosphatase activity. The coding region runs from base 224 to 1636 and encodes 470 amino acids. The record is from RefSeq and is a predicted model, not a curated record. NCBI's taxonomy places the organism in Eukaryota, Metazoa, Arthropoda, Insecta, Diptera, Culicidae. The transcript is spliced from 3 exons. Gene Ontology annotation, biological process: protein dephosphorylation.